AUGAAACUAUCAACAUUAGUAAUUGAAGGUCUAUUAUUUUCAGGUAUCAUUGCUCUUCCAGCAAAUGCAGGUCCUAAACUAUGUUUUGAUGCUAAUAAAAGUGAAUAUUGUGUUGGUGGGAAUGCUAAAAAGUGUUAUGAGGUAUAUGGAUCCCAAACAGACAUCGGUAAAAAGCCAGUUGAAAACUUUUGUAACUUCUGGUGCAGUAAAAUUAAGAGUCCUAAUGAGUGUAAGACUAAUAAGAAGAAGUUUAAUUACCAUCCAAAUUUUGCUUGUGAUAAAACACAAUACUGCUGA
Molecule: messenger RNA, 297 nt
Organism: Hansenula ciferrii
Lineage: Eukaryota; Fungi; Ascomycota; Saccharomycetes; Phaffomycetales; Wickerhamomycetaceae
Exons: 1
Coding region: 1-297 (98 amino acids)
Source: RefSeq, a predicted model, not a curated record